Myxocyprinus asiaticus (Chinese sucker) is the source of this 11052-nucleotide messenger RNA. RefSeq names its product zinc finger protein 239-like. The transcript has a single exon. NCBI's taxonomy places the organism in Eukaryota, Metazoa, Chordata, Actinopteri, Cypriniformes, Catostomidae. Bases 4580 to 5638 code for a protein of 352 amino acids. The record is from RefSeq and is a predicted model, not a curated record.
UCACGUCAGUUUAAUUUUACAUCCCUCAAAAUGUUCAUAGUGAAUGUGCUGAACUCCACCUGUGGUUCCUCUGCUGGUUCAUAUGUGUGAACUUGAGGGGAACUGACUUCAUACUUCCACAAAAAAAAAAAAAAAAUCAUGAACUAGCCUUUAGCCUGCUCUUUAGCAUGCCGCCUCCCAUGCUGGAGACCCCGGUUCAAAUCCCGCUCGGAGCAGGUGGAGCUGGACCGGUUACACACCGAUAAACUUUUUUGGCCGAUACUGAUAUUUACCUAUACCAAGCUUUUUAUUGUUCUUUCCACAAAUAAUUUGUGUAAAAAUACUGUAGAUGGGAUCUUUUAAACACAUGACAAGCCAAAAUUUUAAGAGAGGCACAAUGAAAGAAAAUAGUGCAUAAAAGUUACGAUUGAUGUGAAAAGUUUAUUUUCCACUUCUAAAACAUUUUGACACUUCUGUUUUCGCAGUUCUAAUAUCAAACCAUUUAGUAGUCGACCGAUGACUUUUCCUGUUUGGCCGAUUCAUUUCUUGAGGGUGAUGAGAAUCGCCUGUUUGCAUGUGAAGCAACUGAGACAUGUAAACGACCAGUCACAGUUCGUUUUGUUGUUACGUGCCAUCGUGUUACUACAAUAAUAGACUGGUGUGCAACACAGUCUCAUUUUAAUGGUCCACAUAUCAGAGCCGUGACAGAUGUGUUUGAGCUCAUAAUGUUAAAGUGCUCGUCUGUUUCAUUCCCCCUCUCAUUCCUCAACAGUUUCCUGUAACUUUUCUAAUGAUAAAAGGCAAAUAUCAAUAAAACUAAUAUCAUAUUCCAUCUGCCAAUAUGUGUAUAUUUAAUUUAUAAGAUGUAAUAAACCAACCUCACACAACUUCAGCAGAUCCAGCAUCCUGUAGAGCACUCAUUUAUUUACCUGUAAAGGACGUAUUCUAACAGUCUCCCCUUAACAGUUUCCUGUAACUUUUCUAAUGAUAAAAGGCAAAUAUCAAUAAAAUUAAUAUCAUGUACCAUAUGCAAAUAUGUACAUAUCUAAUUUAAACAUUAAUUCACGAGCCUCACGAAAAUCCAGCAUUUUCUUCCCAUCGAGCACUCAUCUAAUAUCUUCCUCUGAAGUGCGUUUUCUAUCAGUCAGAAUCAAAAACUUCAGGAUCAAAAGUUCCUCUGAUUCACACAUCAUGACGGUCAGUCCGUGAAAUCCAAGCAGGCGAUCCGGGCCUUUUAAACCGUCAGGAGAUUGAGGUUUGCGCUGGUUCCGCACGAGCGCGUGAGUGCAACUUCAAAGCUGCGUCUGAAACCAGGAAAAUGCUGCCUCCGGAGGCUUUAUACGGAGGUACGAUGAAAAUAAGCUGCUUUUCAAACUGUUCGGAGAUCAGUUUCCAUAAGAGUUCCAUUCAUUCAAAGCAGAUGUCAAUUAAGCCAUUAAAUGAUUAGGCAGCAAGGUAGCAAGUCAGCUGCCUAUGAUUUCGGUUGCAGCCCAAGGUAAAUGCGCGUCACGUGUGCUAUAAGUAAAUGUCUUAUUCACUGUGUACUGUAUGUACAGUUGGUUUGAAUCUGUAUUUUUUGAGUAAAUGUGAUUGCUAAUGUGCACAUGCCAUCCAUGGUUGCUGGACUACUGUGUGUUCUGUUAUUUCCUUCUUCCUAAUAUAUGAACAAUUUCUUCAUGUGCAAAUAAAUUAAAAAAAAAUUGAUGAUUAAAAAGAAAUCUGAGGAAACUGCUAUCUGCCAUUUAAAAUACAAUAUUAUUUUUUUAGUUUUGAGUGAAAUUGAGUAAAUAUAGUGCUAAAGAGUUUAUUAUUAUUUAUUUUUUGCAAUUUUAUGUUUGUUAUUUACUAUAUUUGUGUUAUAUAUCGGCAUUGUAUCGGCCUAUCGGCCACCCUGCUCUCUGGAUAUCGGCAUCGGCCAUUACAAAACCCAUAUCAAUUGACCACUAAAACCAUUUGUAUGUUCAUUGCUGUGAGAUAUUUGAUCAUCACGAUUUGUUCUGUUUUUGUGUGUAUCUCAUACUAAAUUGUUUCAAUAAUUCUAACAAAAGCUAACAUUAAACAAAGGCAAUCUGAGUAAACCCCAAAUACAGUUUUUAAAUGAUAACAUUAUAUACUGAAGCAAAAAUGUUAUCCAAUACCAUCUUGGCUUGUGUGAAAAAGUAUUUGCCCUUAGUUACCAAAUCCCCAAAUAUAAAACUGCAUUCCUAAUGGGGUUCAGCUGGACUAGACACACCCAGACCUGAUUACUAUUUAAUAGAACUUUUUCAGCAGCAUGAAGUUGGCUAAAAGGUCUCACCCAGUAGCACACUAUGCCAAGGUCGAAAGAAAUUCCAGAAAUGAUGAGGAAAAAGGUGACUGAAAUACAUCAGUCUGGGAAGGGUUACAAAGCUAUUUCAAAGGCUCUAGGACUCCAAAGAACCACAGUGAGAGCCAUUAUCUCCAAAUGAUGAAAACUCGGCACAGUAGUGAACCUACCCAGAAGUGGCUGCCCUUCCAAAAUUCCUCCAAGAGCACAGCGACGACUCAUCCAGGAAGUCACAAAAAAGCCAUCCGAGGAACUGCAGGCCUCUCUCACAUGAAUAAAGGUCACUGUUCAUGACUCCACUAUCAGAAAGACACUGGCCAAAAAUGCCAUCCAUGGAAGAGUGGCGAGGCGGAAACCACUGCUAACCCAGAAGAACAUUAAAGCUCGUCUGAAUUUUGCCAAAACACACCUUGUUGAUCUUCAAACCUUUUGGGAGAAAUUUCUGUGGACUGUUGAGUCAAAAGUAGAACUGUUUGGAAGACCGGCGUCCCAUUACAUCUGGGGUAAAUCAAACACAGAAUUCCACUGUGGUGGUGGGGGUGUGGUUAAGCGCUGGUUUGUGAAUGGAGAGCGAGAUCAGGAGAUGAGAAUGGUAAGGAUCAUCACCUGGCAAUGAUUUCCUCUAAAAGCUUGUAACAGUUAAGGAAAGGAGGAAGCUGGGGCCGGCUUCACAAAACACGUAGACAUUUAUUGUUGCACUUUUCAGUCACACACAAUAAGACACCGCUUUUCAGCAGUACACAAAAUGUUUGCUUUUCAGCAUCCACCACACUGACGUGCAGACACACAUACAGACAGCUUUGUGUGUCUCUCUCUCCCGUCUGCUGCUGUCUCCUUAAAUACUCCCGCCGCCCCUCACUGGAAUGCGAGACCGGUGUGGCACACAGGUGGACCUCAUUCAUCAUUUAUCUUCCUCGCCUCGCUCUGCCCAGACGCCUUUCGGCCCCGCCCUGCUCGCCACACAGCUGUUUGUCAUUGCAGUGAGAGUGGAGACUGGCUUUUAAGAGCGAACCAGAUGCCAGUGAGAGAUAGAGAUAGCUGCACGGAGCAGAGUGUUCCAGAGUGCAACAUGCGUGUUGUGCUGAAAAGCCUUAUUUGAGUGUGUCUACUGAAAAGUAGGAUAUAUAGACUGUGAAAAUGGUGGGAAAUAAAGCCCUUUGAGUUGGAUCUCGCCGUCUCUCGCUUCCUCCUUGUCACGAAAAUGAAGAACGUUGUUACACUGGUACCCAAACCCAGGAAUUAAAGGAGGAAGAAUGCCGCCAUGGAUCCCUCACCUCUGGAGGGCGUGGUCAAGACCCUCGCGAGAAUCCACCAGACGCAACAUCAGGACCUCCUCGAGCUGCGCACUGACAAGGAACCAAGUUAACAAUCAAAAAGACUUUAAUAAACACUGACGAAGACUUAAAAGCACACACUCAAAACACUGCUGCGUGCGUCUCUCACUGGCGUCUGGCUCGCUCUUAAAAGCCCGUCUCCACUCUCACUGCAAUGACAAACAGCUGUUAGAGGAAAUCAUUGCCAGGUGAUGAUCCUUACCGUUCUCAUCUCCUGAGCUUGCUCUCCAUUCACAAACCGGCACUUAACCACGCCCCCCAACACCACAUCCACAAAAAGAACAUCAUACCUAUGGUCAAGCAUGGUGGUGGUAGUGUGAUGGUGUGGGGAUGCUUUACUGCUUCGGGGUGACUUGCAAUAAUUGAGGGAAACGCGAAUGCUGCUCUCUACUAGAAAAUCCUAAAGGAUUACAUCCGGUCAUCAGUCCGCCGCCCGCUCACGCAGCACAUAUAUUGCCAUAUUGCGAUUUCAAUCUAAUCAAUCGUACAGCCCUAAUGGAUAUCGUACUAAUGUUUUAGAAGUCAAUGUCUGCAGGUUUGACAGCGUUUUGGAUGUAAAGGUAAGUGCCACUUUCACAACCGUUAUGUGCACGUUAAUGUGACAGUGGGAAAGAAAAGAUAAAUAUUACAUGUUCUUAGGAGUGUUAACCCUUCUACAUUCUGUGGCUACUGUUAUUUCUGGAUUGUGCAUUUGAAUUUUUUGAGUUUUUACUAAGUGUGUUGAUAACUAAUUAUAAAUCAACCAUGACUGCUAUGCCGAUGCUUUUAAUUCGGUUAAUAAUUGGCCAAUAAAUAUCAGUGGCCUAACAUCAGUACAUCGCUAACAAAUACUUUUUUGGGCCACUGUACUGUAUGCACAUAGUAAAAAGCUCUCAGGUUCCUUUGUUGGUCAGUUGAUUUUGUCUUGCUCUCUGACCACACCCCAAAACCACCAUUUUCAGCCAUGUUAUAAAUAGUUUGUAUGAUAAUUACUGUCUUACUAUUACUUAUUAUCAUGUUCCAUUUAGAUGCAAAUAGAGGUUCAUGCUCCGAUGAAGAAUCGGCUUCUACAUCAAAAGAGUGUCUGACAGCACAGAGUCUCUCCUGCAUCCCCUGUGAGAAGACAUUCAGUUUACAGGAACAUUUAACGAGAUAUCAGGGAAAACACACAGAGCAGAAACUCUACACCUGCAGGACAUGUGGAAGCAGCUUUUCUACCUCAAAAGAAAGGAACCGUCAUUCAAAAGUGCACAGACCACAGAAGGAGUUCCCCUGUGACCAGUGCGGGAAGGUGUUCUUUGUUGGUUAUGUACUAAAAGCUCACAUGAAGACACACAGUGAUGAAAAGCCUUUUCAAUGCAGUGAGUGUGGCAAACGUUUCAAAACUAAAAAAAGUCUUGUUGCCCAUAAGAGAAUACACACAGGGGAGAAACCGUACAAGUGUCCUCACUGUGAGAAGAGAUUCAACCACAAUCCCCAUCUGAAGAAACAUGUCCGUGUGCACACCAAUGAGAGGCCGUAUCAGUGCAGUGAAUGUGGGAAAACAUUUGCACGAAUAGAUUCUCUAAAGUCACACAAAGAAUUACACUCUGAGGAGAAACUCUAUCAAUGCUCACACUGUGAUAAACGUUUCCAUCAAAAAACUAAUCUGAUGCGUCAUGAGAGAAGGCACUCUGGAGAGAAACCUUACCUCUGCUCUCAGUGUGGAAAGAGCUUUUUUACUCGAGGUCAGUUGAGUUAUCAUGUGAGAGUGCACACGGGAGAAAAACCUUAUAACUGUAGCGUUUGUGGGAAGAGUUUCAGUCAUCACUCUAAUUUAGUGAUGCACCAGAGGACACAUACUGGAGAAAAACCUUACAAAUGCACUCAGUGUGACAAAACGUUUGCUCAUCCAGCUAGCUUGAAAAAUCAUCAGAGAGUGCAUACAGGAGAGAAACCUUACAGCUGCUCCAUCUGCGAGGAGAGAUUCACUUAUUUAGGAAGUUUUCACACUCACAAGAAGAAACAUGCUAAAGAACAAACUGUCCUGGAAUCAUCAUAGCAUCUUUUCAUGGCUCAAGGUCUGAAAAAGUUUUCAGUUCAAUGUAGUGCUUGUCAUUAUAUUGAAUAUAGAUGAAUAUUCUUAAUCAAAUUAAGCAAUAUCGUGGGUAUCACCAUGAUUUUAAUGCACUUUUUAUUUGCCGUGUCAUUAGACUAAUUUCACAAUCCUUCAGGCAUGCACAAUUAUUUAACAAAGUUAUUAGUUAAUGUUUGGAAAUGUUAUUUAUGAUGUGAAAGUGUAUCAGAAAAUGUAGAAAGUAAUUCCAAAUAAUUUGUAGGUAUCAAAUUGGGAUCGUAUAUCAAGACAUUUAAAAAAGAGUUAUGAGUUUAUUAUUAACUUUCAUACAGUAGCAAUAAUAAUGGUUUAAAGGCAGUGCAAUGAAUAAUGCAAUGUAUUUGCACGCAAUGAAGGAAAAUUAAAUUCUUUAUUCAAAUAUUUAUGUUGCACAAAUAUGAAACAAAUUAAUGUAGUUUGUUUCCCAUUUUUUUGAUGAUUUGUUUUAGUUUAGCACCUGCACCUUUGUAUUCUGGAUGUGCACGCUUUGAAGUUUUAUAAUUGUCUUCAAGCCUAUUUAUUGUUCCAAACAAAAUUAUAAUUUAUUCAGGUAUUGAACUUUAUCUGUUUUUCAGUGGGAAUUUUUCCUGUCUUUAGUAUGUUUAAAAAAAUUACAAUGUUUAAUCUGAAUGGAUAUUUAAAGGAGAAAUAACUACUUGAAUUUUAAUAUUUAAUUAAAUUUAACACAUGGAUCUGUCAAUCCUUGUGUAAGCCUAUGCUGCAAACAAAAUAAAUACAACUAAAAUGAAAAAAGUAAAUAGAAAUAGUGUUUCACAUAUUUGUCCCACUUUACCAGUUUUGCCUGGAAAAAAACAUCUGAGGUUUGUUUAAAAAAGAUUGCUGAAUUGACGUGGAAAUUUACGUAGAAAUGCGUGUAUCAAAUAUGAUACGACAGUCUUUUGAGGCACAUCUCUCAAUUACAUUGCAUUUCAUUCAUAUUCACAAUAAAAAAAACAGUUUGAAAACACUGACAAUUUAUGUAAGAUACAUUUAAAGUGGGAACUGAUAUUUAUGUGUUUUUAUAAAUGAUAUAGUUUUCUGCUAUGUCAUUUUGAAAUAUAUUGUUUUACAUGACAAGCUAAUAUGAUGUCAUCUUAUUAUAACUUGUCAAUGUCAGUAUAGUGUUUGGUGCAUAAAAAGCACAUGAACAAACAAACAAACAUUUUAUUCAUAUUUGAUUUGAUGUGCUAAAUUGUAAUGUCAUUGUGUUGGUGGGGGGGCGUGGUUAAGUGCCAGUUUGUGAAUGGAGAGCGAGAUCAGGAGAUGAGAACGGUAAGGAUCAUCACCUGGCAAUGAUUGUCUCUAACAGCUGUUUGUUAUUGCAGUGAGUGGAGAUGGGCUUUAAGAGUGAGCCAGACGGCAGUCCCGACAGAGAGUGAUGAGACACGAGCUGGAGAAAGACUCAAAUGUUUUAUGUCUGAAAACCGGAGUUCUGAGUGCGACCGCUGAAAAGCAGAAAUAUUAAGUUUAAAAGAAAUAAAAACGUACCGUUUGAGUUGGAUUCGUCGUCUUCCCACUUUGCCGUCUCCCACUUCCUCCUUUUCUUUAACUGUGAACAUUGUUACACUGUUGCCGAAACCCGGGAUUAAGGGAGGAAGAACGCCGCCAUGGAUUCCUCACCUCUGGAGGACGUGGUCAAGACCCUCGCCAGCAUCCAACAGAUACAGCAUCAGGCCCUCUUCGAGCUGCGCACUGAAUAGGAGCAGCGUUUCAUUGUGAUCCUCCAGGCCCAAGCGGAGGACCAGCAGAUGUUCCGAAGCUUACUGCACCAGAAGGAUGCUGCCGCCGCAACCCCGGACCCCAUGACCACCUCGCCCCAGGUUCUGCUAAUCAAGAUGGGCCCCGAUUAGUUCGCGCCUCACCCAUCCGCUAAUUUUGGGCACGAAUUGGCCAGCGUUUUCCAUGUUAUUUGCAUGGAUGGGUCCUGUAACAGUGUUUCGAUGUGGGAUUUGUGAAGCGCUGGCUGGGGAGGCUGAGCUGGGGCCAUCUACGUCAGUUCCAUGUCAGGAUGACGUAAGAGAGGGGGAAGUCUUGGCUUCUCCAGCCCUUAGAGUAUUUCCCGCAGGGGAUUUCCCACUGGAACAGAUGUGAGUCGAGACUCUUAGGCACGCCUUGAAACAAGUGAGAGUGUUUGAUGGUCACCAUCUUCAGCCAGACAUUUCAUUUGCCUAUCCGUAUUUUUCUAUUAUAAAUGACCAAUUGUAUGGAGUGACACAGGAUGCUCAGACAAAGGAAGAUGCGACCCAGUUAUUGAUACCGAAAAAGAAUUUGUUGGGAUAUUCGCAGAUGGUGUGCGGCAUGCCGUGAAUGUCAGCUGUUGAAUCCGACGGCCACCCCAAGAGGGCCUUUGUGCCUGCUUCCUUUGAUCGAGGUCCCCUUUGAUAGAAUUGGCAUGGACCUCGUUGGGCCAUCAGAGCGGACGGCAUGCGGGCAUCACUUUGUGUUGGUUCUGGUGGACUACGCAACGCGAUAUCUGGAAGCAGUGCCUUUGCGCAACAUCUCAGCACAUAGUGUUGCAGAGGCACUCUUCAAAAUUAUCUCCCGAGUGGGGAUUCCAAAAGAAAUCCUCACUGGUCAAGGCACUACUUUUAUGUCACGUACACUAUGCGAGCUGCACAAAUUAUUGGGCAUUAAAUCGAUUCGGAUAAGCAUAUACCACCCGCAAAUGGACGGCUUGGUCAAACGGUUUAAUAAAACCCUGAUAAACAUGAUUCGUAAGUUUGUGCAUGAAGAUGCUCGGAAUUGGGAAAAGUGGCUUGAACCCCUGUUAUUCGCAGUGCGGGAGGUCCCACAAGCCUCCACGGGGUUCUCCUCAUUUGAAUUAUUGUAUGGGCAUAAGCCUCACGGUAUCUUAGAUGUCGUGAGGUAAAAUUGGGAGGAGGGACCUUCAAACAGCAAAAACGAUAUUCAAUACGUUCUUGACCUGAGAGCAAAACUCCACACUUUGGGGCAACUAUCACAGGAGAAUUUGCUACAGGCUCAAGAACGUCAGACCUGGCUGUAUAAUGGGAUCUCGGCUAUGGGAAUUUACACAGGGAGAUAAAGUCCUUGUAUUACUACCCAUAUCAAGCUCUAAAUUGCUCGCAAAUGUCACAUGGUGAGUCAGGGAAGUCGAUUAUGAGGUUAAAUGCACAGAUGGUGUGGAGCACUUUAGAUUUACCACCUCAACCUCUUAAAACCGUGGAGGGAGGUGGUCCCUGUGGCUUUGCCGAUGGUGGUACCGAAGAGGGAGGAGCUCGGGCCAGAGGUGAACUUAAAAGCCAAUUGCGGCACCCCGGUCACUUGCGGAGACCAACUCUCACCAUCGUAAAUCACAGACGUGGCCCGGUUGCAAAGAGAAUUCUCGGACGUGUUCUCGCCCCUUCCUGGUCGUACGAACCUCAUAAAACACCAUAUCGAAACAACCCCAGGGGUAGUGGUACACAGUCGUCCCUACCGAUUACCCGAUCACAAUGAAAGUGGUUCGAGAAGAAUUAAAUGCCAUGCUAGAUAUGGGGGUAAUAGAAGAAUCCCACAGUGACUGGGCCAGCCUGGUGAUGCUGGUUCCGAAGAGCAUCAGCUCCGUGCAAUUCUGUGUGGAUUAUAGAAAGGUCAGUGUGGUGUCUAAAUUUGACAUGUACCCAGUGCCUCAUAUUGACAAACUUCUCGAUCAGUUGGGUGUGGCUCGCUUUUAUUUUGACACUAGAUUUAACGAAGGGUUAUUGGCAGAUCCCCUUAACUCCAAUGUCCCGUGAGAAAAUGGCCUUCUUCACACCGUUUGGCUUACACCAAUUCGUGACCCUUCCGUUUGGUUUGUUUGGGGCCCCGGCUACGUUUCAGCGCCUUAUGGACUGAGUCCUCAGACCGCACUCUGCGUGUGCCGCUGCAUCAUUAUAUACAGUAAUGAUUGGCAGCGGAAUAUGCAGUAACUGAGGGCGGUUCUGAGGUUGCUGCGAUAGGCGGGACUCACGGCAAACCCCGAGAAGUGCACAAUUGGAUGGGUGGAGGUAUGGUAUCUGGGGUUCCACUUGGGUCACGGGCAGGUGCACUCCCAAAUUGAUAAGACCACAGUGGUUGCGGCCUGCCCGAGACCCAAGACCAAAAAGGAGGUGAGACAGUUCCUGGGGCUGGCUGGCUAUUAUAGGAGGUUUGUGCCUAAUUAUUCGGAUGUCACCAGCCCGCUGACCGAUCUCACUAAAAAGGGAGCCCAGACCUGGUCCAGUGGUCGGAGCCAUGCCAACAGGCUUUUAUGCAAGUGAGAGCUGCGCUUUGUGGUGGGCUGUUGUUACAUGCUCUUGAUUUUUCUUUCUUUUAUUGUACAGACUGACGCGUCGGACAGGGGGUUGGGAGCCGUGUUGUCCCAGGAGGUGGAGGGGGAGGAGCGCCUGGUGCUGUACAUCAGCUGGAAGCUUUCGGCGAGAGAGGUAAGGUACAGCACCUUUGAGAAGGAGUGUCUGGCCAUCAAGUGGGCAGUCCUCACCCUUCAGUACUACCUCCUGGGAUGGGCUUUCACCCUCUGUUCGGACCACACCCCACUCCAGUGGCUCCAUCGCAUUAAGGAUACCAAUGCGUGGAUCACCCAUUGGUAUCUGGCUCUUCAGUCUUUUAAGUUCGAGGUGGUCCACAGACCAGGGGCACAGAUGGCUGUUGCGGACUUUCUCUCCAGAAACGGGGGGGGUGGAGUACUGGGUAGGCCAGAUGGCUCCCCGGCCUGAGUCGGGCGAUGAGGGUAUAUGGUGGUGGGGCUGUAGUUAAGCACUGGUUUGUGAAUGGAGAGCAAGAUCAGGUGAUGAGAAUGGUAAGGAUCAUCACCUGGCAAUGAUUGUCUCUAACAGCUGUUUGUCAUUGCAGUGAGAGUGGAGAUGGGCUUUAAGAGCAAGCCAGAUGCUAGUCCCGACAGAGUGAUGAGACAUGAGCUGGAGAAAGAAUCUAUUGUUUUAUGUCCGCUGAAAAGUUCUGAGUGCGACCGCUGAAAAGCGGAAAUAUUGAGUUUAAAAGAAAUAAAAAUGUACCGUUUAAGUUACAUUUGCCAUCUCCCGCUUCCUCCUUUUCCCUAACUGUGAACAUUGUUACAGUCAUAUAUUACUGUAGACCAAAAAGAGGAUGUUCAUUGCCAAAAUCCCAAACAUUUGGUGUCCCUGAAGACUACUGUAGCAUGCACGGGCAAAGAAAAACUUAAACAACAAAAGUGGAAAAUUAAUUGCUGAUUCUCAGGAGGAUAAUGAUCUUGAUAUUCUACAAAAAAAUUUUUGUUUUUUUAAUGAUUUAUUUUUUUUCAGAUGACUGAUUUUGUCUUUUGACUUUAAUUUCUAUUUGUAGCUAAAUAAGAUUCACUGGUAUUAAUAACAGUUGGUUACUUGAUAUUGUGGGGGGGGGGGGGG